Messenger RNA from Drosophila hydei, 2109 nucleotides. It is a transcript of the gene Cyp312a1, whose product is annotated as probable cytochrome P450 312a1. Gene Ontology annotation, molecular function: iron ion binding; heme binding; oxidoreductase activity, acting on paired donors, with incorporation or reduction of molecular oxygen. NCBI's taxonomy places the organism in Eukaryota, Metazoa, Arthropoda, Insecta, Diptera, Drosophilidae. The record is from RefSeq and is a predicted model, not a curated record. The coding region runs from base 199 to 1716 and encodes 505 amino acids. The transcript has 3 exons.
UUGACUAAUCGAUCGAUUUGCGUAUAGCUAAUACGCUGUGAUCUGUUCAUUAGUGCACUUUUUCGUCAAGAAAUUUACAUCUAAUAUACUUUUUGUGCAAUUUGAAGACAUUCGGUCAAGAAGCUGUGACUCUGACUGUGACUUAAAUUCACAAAUGCUUCGAUAAGUUGCCGCAGUUAGGCUCAAGAACUCGGAGCGAUGAUUUGGCUGCUGCUGCUGCUGCUGGCGGCAGUGCUGGCAUAUCUCAUCUAUUCGUAUCGCUACCAGGCGCGCAUCAAUCGACUGACCAGCAAUUGGCCGGGGCCGCCGUCACUGCCCAUCAUCGGACAUUUGCACAUCUUUGCGAGAAUUAUUGGUCCGCGGCCGUUUAAGCGCGUGACGGAGCUCAUCAACUGCCAUCUGAAGGAUCAUCGGGGCAAGCUCUGGCUAGGCACUAAGUUCUACGUAUUCGACUGCAAUCCCAAGGAUAUUCAGGCACUAUGCAGCGCCAAGCAACUGCUGCAGAAGACCUCGGACUACCGCGUCUUCGAGAAUUGGCUGUGCGAGGGCGUCUUCACCAGCGGCGUGGAUAAAUGGAUGCAUCGCCGCAAGAUGAUUGCGCCGGCCUUCAACUACGGCAUGAUUAAACAAUUCAUGGACGUCUAUGAGCGACAGGCGCGCAUCUUACUGUCCAGACUAUCCGCACUGGCUGACAACCGACAGCCCGUCGACUUCUUUCAGCUCAUCAGCUGCUACACGCUGGACACCAUCUGUGAAACGGCGCUGGGAACAAGCGUCGACUCGCAGUCGGGUCAGAGGUCGGAGUACUUCGAUGCAGUCAGAGAGAUUAUUCACAUAUUUGACUCGCGGCUGAAGAACCUGCUGUACCGCAGUGCUCUCAUUUAUCGCCUUACGCCGCUCGCGGCACGCGAAAGGCAAGUUCUUAAGACUCUGCACGGCUUCACUGAGCGCAUUAUCAAGGAGCGUUUGGCUCAGAUCAGCUCGGAGCUGGCCAAUCGCAAUUGCGACGCUGAGUCCAGCCAACAGCAAACACUCAGCUUGCUCGAUACCUUGCUGCUGGCUAGAACGGCAGACGGUCAGCCGCUGCAGGUGAGGGACAUACGCGAGGAGGUGGACACCAUAAUCUUUGGUGGCUUUGACCUGACCGCAGCCACGCUCAAGUUUUUCAUGUACAACAUGACGUUGCAUGUGGCCUAUCAGCAGCUGUGCCGCGAGGAGAUCUGGCGUGUGUGUGGCAGAGACACAACCACAGCCAUCACCAUGGAGCAGCUGCGUGAGCUCGACUAUCUGGAAAUGUGCCUCAAGGAGUCUAUGCGACUGUAUCCCUCGGCGCCCAUAACUGCGCGACGUGCCACAGCCAAUUGCACCAUCAAUAACUUCUUCAUACCCAAGGGCUGCGACGUGAUCAUCUCGCCCAUGUAUAUGGGCCGCUGCAAGGACUUCUUCCCCGAUCCGCUGGCCUUUAAGCCACAGCGCUGGGCACGUGAUGCGCAGCCAAGGAUCGAGCCCUCCACCUACAUACCCUUCAUGACGGGCCCGCGCAGCUGCCUGGGCCAGCGCUAUGCGCUGGUCAUGAUGAAGCUGGUGCUGGCUCACCUAUUGAGGAGCUUCUAUUUCGAGCCGUUGGGCGAGCGACAGGAGAAGGCGCGACUCAUCUUCGUCAUGACUCUGCAUACCAAAAAUCCCUACCUUUGCAAAAUACGAGCUGUCGAGUAGGAAAGCCAUAAAGACGAGCUUUCAUUAUGGAAUUCAGAUAGAGAAUUCGGCUAGAGUUAAGUAGGCUGAUAUGCUCAAGAGCUCUCGAGGCGCAGAGCAACUCCUAACGAUUUGCAGAAUACAUCUGCGUUACCCAUCGAACCUUUUGUUAAGCCCUUAUCAAUUCGUUUCGCCUGGCUCCAUUCAACAUUUCAGCAUUGCAUACUUCGCGGCGCACAAAUUACGCAUCACAUUUCCGUUUUUAAUGACGGCGGCGACGAGGUCGUAUAUAUAAAAAGUAAAUAAAAGAAACAGGCAAUAAUUGUACAAGUUUCGGCUAACGAAUAUCGUAUACACUGCUGAGCUGUAACGCUGCAGAUCUAGUUUAAAUCUGCUAUAAAUAAUAAUAAUAAU